AUCCUAUGAAAAGCGUGACUACCGCGUCUGUUGGAUGUGGGAGUGUAUUUCUUUUCUCACUUUGGUUACUUGUUAGAGCCAUGUCUCCACAUUUUCAGUUAAUUCUUUUCUUUCUCAUCGCUCUUGGUUAUGAAUGCGAGAGUAGGACAGGAAGGCGACUGAACAAGUUUAUCAGACACUACGAACCUCUAUACUAUGACCCGACUUCUUUGCACAACAUUCAUCGAAGAGCCGUUGAAAGAAGCACGCACGGUAAAUUCUCCUUUUCCGCGUUUGGGAAAUUCCAUCGGCUAAACUUGCAACCCGAUAGAGAGAUAUUUACAGCAGAUGCAAAAAUUCUCUCUGGGGAUGGAAAACCGAUACCUUUUGAGUGGGAUUCCGUAGUACGGGGGAAAGUGGAAGGCCGACCGUACUCUGAUGUGUACGGAGUUAUUAGCAAAGAUGAUGGCUUUCACGGAAAGAUAUUGAGUGGAAGCGAGAAUUACUACGUUGAUCCGUCAUCCUGGUACUUUGAUGAGAAGCAGGAUUUUCCAUCAGUUAUGUACAAAGAGGAAGACCUAGAGUACGAACAUAAUUUUGCAGAUAUCAAACAUAGAGUGCCAGUCUUUGCGGUUCCAGAGCGAGUUAGACGCUCGCUUGAAGGGCAAGACCGUUCCCGUUCUCGUAGACAAAGUGUAUCAGAGCUCGACAAAAACGCCUGUACGCUUAGUCUCUACGCCGAUAACUUUUUCACCAAGUUAUACGGUGGGAAAACCAAGGCGAUCUUUCAGCUCGUCAAGCAAGUACAGGCUGCUCAAAUCAUUUACACGAACGAAUUUAACGGCACAGAUUACUUCUACCAAAAAGGAAUAACUUUCCGCGUCAAGACCAUCGUUGCCUUCAACGACAGCGAGAAAGCGCCCAACAAUUUACCUUCCCAAGUAAAAGACAGCAACGUCGGUAUAGAUACCCUUUUAGAUCUCUUCUCUAGCAUUGAUCACAGUGGUGUAUGCGAGGCGUUUCUGUUUACCGAUCGCGAUUUUGAGGGCGGGAUUUUGGGUCUUGCUUGGAUCGGAGAUCCAAAAGGGAAUGCGCUAGGAGGAAUUUGCGAUGAUUUUGUCGAUAUUGGCGGAGGCAAGAAACGAAGUUACAACACUGGUAUCGUGACUUUGAAGCUUUACGGAAGAUUUACACCUCCGAGAGUUUCAGAAAUCACGUUUGCUCACGAGCUUGGACACGGGUUUGGCUCACAGGUAUGCCUAUGUUUUCCUACCUAAAGGUGGAACCUAAGCUUUCCUUGGAUUAGCGCUGUAAGUUGUAAGUUGUGAAUUAGGUAGGAAUUUUUAUACCGAUCCCAAUUCAUUUUGUACAUAAGUUGCUGGUUAGAUACAAAUUGCUGUGUAAUUCAAUCUUACCUCGCCGAAGGAUUUGGAGCCUGACCUAAUACGUGAAGGUCAAAUUACAGAAUUAACAGGCCGUUUCGCUACUUGACGAGUACGCUAGUGUCAAGUUCGCUACAUGUUCGCAACUUACAUGCCGAAUUCGCCACUUACUUCAUCCUAUCAUUCUACUCCCACGAUCUUUUAGAAUCAACAUCUUGUCCCAAAGAAAUCUGCCUUAGCGAAUUCGGCAUGUUAGGAGGGAACAAGUAGCGAAACCGGCGUAAAAUAAAGAUAAACGAUCCGCAUUAGUCAUCUUCUCGCUUGUUUUUGUAACAAACUAUAAAGAAAACAUCCAACUUGCGCGCUGCGUGUAAACAGUGACAUUCUUGAUAACAGUUUAUUUAUUUAUUAAGGAUUAACAUAUGAGAGAAAGGUUUGUUAUGUGAAAAGUUAUUCACUAAGAAGCGGAAAGGGAGGUAUUUAAUUUAGUUUACACAUCAACUUUACAGAGUACGAACGUGCCUGUGUAUUGUGAACGAAAGCUGGAAACUUUUUGAUCACAUGCUUUGUUUUCAUGCUUUAUCUCGUGAAAUCAAAUUUCACAGUUGUUGUUAAAAAAUUCGGUAAAAUUUCCGCACAGUCCCAUACUAUUGUAAAACAAAUCUGUUUUCCCAGUAGCAAUCUAUUGUUUUUGUCAUUGUUUUCUCUAUCCAAGAACUGAAUGCAUAAUGUAGUAUGGGGCUGUGCGGAAAUUUUACCAAACAUUCCAACUAGUUGAAAAAUUAUGAUUUUAGAUAUAUGAAAUUCAUGUCUUCUUUUCUUUGGACUCUCUUGCAAGGGCCUGGUGCCUCAACAUGUUUCCUAUCCCAACAUACUUCAAAAUUUAUCUAAUCACUUUGUAAUCACAAAGAUGAUAGUAGCCGAAAACAAAAAAAAGGUCAUUGAGCCAUCAAAUCUAUUUCACAAACAAUUUUCAGAAAAAAUGAGUGUUUAGUUUCAAUGGCAAUAUUGUCUGGUUGAACAAGUUCUACAUUGUGAUGAUGUCAUCAUCAAAUAUUACAUGAAUUUGAUAGCCACAAAAGUCUAGUGUUUUGUGAAUGAAAUUUGCCAUUAUCUGGUGCAAUUAUUCAUUUAAUUUGCUUACUGUUUAAACAGUUUUGAAUGUCAAACCUGUAAAGCCUUGGUCACAAUCAACAAAGACUUUUUCAGCGUUAUAAAACAUAUUUUCUUAAUGAUAUAAUUAGCAAUGAUGUGAUUAAUUUAUUUAUCACGAACAAUAUUGUGUAUGUGUGACUUUCAAAGUAGUUCCUGUUGUGGUCAUUUCUCAAAUUGGCAGAACUUGCUUGUUUUUCAAAACAAAUUAAAUAGCUGAAAUAUUUACUGGGAAUGUUUCUUUUCCUUAGCAUGAUCCGGAAACUGAAGCUUGUGCACCAGGGAAGCCUGAUGGUAACUUUAUCAUGUUUGACAAGGCAACAUCUGGUAUUGAACCUAACAAUGACAGAUUCUCACCAUGCAGCAAAGAUAGCAUCAAGGAAAAUGUCAACUUUAAAAGAAAUAAGAAAAAGGAUUGCUUUGUUAACCCUAAAGAACCUCUUUGUGGCAACAAGAUUGUAGAGGAGGGUGAAGAGUGUGACUGUGGAAAUGAUAACACUUGUGCUGAAGAUUGUUGCAUUCCAGCAAAUUCAGAUCCCAGCAAAAAAAAUCCUGGCCAGUGCUCUCUUAGAGUUAAAGGGGGUUAUGUUUGUAGCCCGAGCCAAGGUUGGUUACUCUGUGACAGACAGCCUUUGUAGUUAAAAUGUAUGAUUUUCAGGAAUUUGAAAUUAAGAAAUAUAUUUUUCCCUUGCAUAAAUAACACUUGUUUGUUCUUUUGCAUUUAGGACCAUGCUGUAGCAAAAUGUGCAAAUAUGAAGGACCUGCAGUUGUUUGCUCUGUCACAAAUGGCUGCACCAAAAACACAUCAUGCAGUGGCCAUUCAUUCAGCUGUGAUCCUCCCGAACCACUUAAGAAUGGGACCCUCUGUGAUGAGGGACGUCGCCUGUGUUACUCAGGGCAAUGUUCUACAUCUGUCUGUCUUAGAUAUGGCUUGGUUGAGUGUUCAUGUGAAGUGGAAAGUGAACUUUGUGAUCUGUGUUGCAAGGAAGUAGGAGGAGCAUGUACUUCAGCAAAACGCUUGACACAGGUGACAUAUCCUUCAUAAUGACCUAAAUAAAAGCAAAUUACUUUUUUGGUAUGAAAAUCAAUGGUCAUCAUGGAUUUUUUGCAGAGAUAUGCAGAAGUGCAAAUCUCUGCAGUGCCUUACCUCAGCUUGGGCAGUUUAAUCCUGCCAUAAGUGCUCAGUUAUUCUCCACGGUACAUGUAUGCCACACUGAUUAAUCCUUUCACUCUCAAGAUCUCAUCAUUAUUUCUCCGUACAAUUUCCCAUUCAAUAAUCCCCUAAUUCAUAUUUUUUGUGUUCUUUAUCACUUGUUUCCUUGAUAUUAUAUUGAUUUUGGAAGGAGAAAUUUUACCCUGGUCACUCACUGCAGAUUAUGUUAAAUCAUAAAUAUAGCUGAUUUUAUAUUCUUGGUGGUUUACUCUACUAUACUAGCCAUGUGGGCUCAAAGCAUGAAUGUCCCCACCGCAUUCACGCAAACAACAUGUAAAUUAAAGAUGGAAAAUAAGAGAUCAACCUUUGAUAUACAACUUAUGGGGUCAAGUUCACUUUAACAUCUUGGAUUGUUUGUAAUGCUUGCUUCCUACCUAUCUUCCUAUCUAAGAUUUAUAAGUUCUCAGAAUCUAAGAGACUUUUUUCACCAUAGAUGGCGACAGAACUACGGUCAUUGAAGUUGGUUCCAGGGACACCUUGUGAUAACCUUAAUGGAUAUUGUGAUGUAUUUGCCAUAUGCCGCCGCGUUGACAUGGAAGGUCCUCUUCUACGUCUCAAGCAGAAGUUCUUCACUGUGGAGGGUAAGAAAAUGAUAGCACCUUUCUAUUUUGUUCUUGCACUAUAUGAUGUGAUGCUUUUUACUUGUAUUGAUUUACCUCACUUUAAGUUGAGGUGUCUGUGAAGUGUGUAGUUAUCCAUUUGUGUGCUCUUUUUAUCAAAUUCAGCUUAAAAUGACUAUAGACUGUUAUAUAGUGGAAAAACUGAAACUUCCAGUAACUUGCCACUCUAUAUAUAUUAGUGUUGGCUUGUCCUUAAUUUUUACAGGAAGGAUAUCUGCACUUACAUAAAUAUUGUCAUAUUGUAAAUUGUAAGAAAGGCUUUUAAAAAAUGUUGGUAGUCUUCUUGUGAACUUAUUGUACAUGAUAUCAUGAUCCCAUUUCUUGGUUAUGCAUCAAUGUGUGCCAUUUGAGUAUCAGAAACUGGGAAGAAUGGGGUGAAGUUUCCUCAAUAUCUUGGAAAUUAAGGGAGGAGGGGUUCAUUUGUAGUAAGGUGCUAAUUUGAGGCUGGCCAAGGUAAUAAUUUAUGUGUUACAGUUGCGUAACCUCAAAGAAAUUGUUUAAAAAUACAUUUUUCUUCAUCAUCAGGCCUCAAAGAAACAGUUAAGAAGUAUUGGUGGGCCAUCAUGCUUGGUACAAUCGCCUUUUGUGUCUUCAUUGGACUUUUUGUCUUUUUGUGUGCGCGCUACACUCCAAGCAGUAAUCCUCACAAAGAGGCAAAGAAACCUGCCAAGACACUUCCAGGUCGCAAGAAGCGAAACCCUCAACAGAGGCCAGGCCAACAUGGAAUGGAAAUGGAGCCACGCGUAUCAAAUGCAUAGUUUUGUAAUAAACUUUUGAUAUCAGAAUGCAGGGCAAUGCUUCAAGAGGUUCCCUACAUGAAUUUUAUUUGAACCCUGAAAACUUGGUUGUAUUUUUAACCUUGGACCCAUCAUAUUUCACUUGAACAAUGUACCAUUGUACAGGUAUUUAAACUCAGUGAUGUUCUUUGCAUUCCUUUUUUAUGAAAUUCCUCUAGUCCCUUCCAUAUCUUCACAGAAUUGGUAGUCCUUUUUCAAAGCCUGUGAGAAAUUUUUCUCAUUUUGAAAAUCAUAUUGACUUCGGUUUUCCUUGGGUGUUCAAGUAUGGAACUUUUGAAGCAUUGACUUCUCACUAUCUUUGGUGUAUAUUUUGUGGUCAUCAGAGAUGGCAGGACUCGUUAUCGAUAGCUUUUCUACUAGUGGGUCUUUUUGAGUACCUGUGAGUGUGUAACAAGUAAUUGCAAGUUCAAUAUAAGAAACAUUGUUUGUACUAAGCAUCUCUAAAUUUGACACUGAAACUUGGACAGUUUGAAAUGAAAACAAAAGCUCAUCUAAAAUCAAUUAAAUUUAAAACAUUUCUUUUUCCCAUGUUUUUGAUGCAAUAGAAGGGGUGAUCUUUGAUUUUCCUCAAAUAGACUUCUUUCAUGAUUGCAGGCAUGAUAAUCAUGUGAAUAAGACAUCUUCAACUUUUUUUGAAUAAUGUUUUUUUUCAAACAGCCUAUGAAGGGCAGUUGGGGCUUCAAUAAGUUUUAAAUUAGAUGGCACAAACUCAAAUAGGCAUCUAAUGCAAGUUGGAUGUUUGCUUUAAUGCUGUUGAUUUCAGAGAAAAUAGGCUCAAUUUUGUUUCAGAUAGGUGUUGAAUUUCACCAGUUACUGGCUUUUAUUGAGAUCCCUGGGGAAGAAAGGCUAAUUGAAAUAGAUGUUACAAAAGAUUGCAAAUAUGCCAGCCAUUUAUGAAGGAGGUCUACUGGUUUCAAAAUUGCAUCUUCAAUCAGAGAAAAUGCAAUUAAAAUCCUUAUACCCCUGGUCAGAGUUUAAAAAAAACAGCCCCAAAGUGUCUGGCAUGUGAUUUCAUUGACAAGAGUGGCUCAUGGCCCCCUGUGCCCAUAGGCAAGCAGUGUGACUGCAUGAAAGUUAGUCUUAAUUUUCUAUUUAUUUAGUCCAAGGUUGCAGGAGUUUCACAACUUUGUUGUUGUCUAACCAGUGAGUGUGUCGCUGUUUUCUCAGACAACCUCUCUUGUCUAAUUCUUUUUUCUUGAAUUAUCUAAAAUAUGAGUUGGUAUGUGGACUAAUAUCGUUCCUUGUGGUCAAGGUUUUAUUUAUGUACUAGCAAUGCUGUUGUAAUUGAAACAUUUGUGGCAAUUGUAAGCCACUGGUAGGAAAAAAAAUUGGUUGUAGUAUAUUUUAAUGCUCUGUUAAAACAUUUUUGGAUGACCAAGCCACUACAAAAUAAUUUGUAACAAACAAGGUAAAUAUGUAGCUUAAGAUAAGUUGCAAUUCUUCUUGUGCUAUGUUAUUUAUAACAAUUAAAAAAAAAGUAAUUUAUAAAAGGUAACUCAAUGCAUAAGACAGUCUGAAAACUCAGUUCUGGCCUUAUGAGCUGUCAUGAACAUUAUUUCGUAAUUCUGUGAACAUUUUCCAUAUGCAUCGGUAGAAUUUUGAGUAAAAAGUUUCCUUUGUGCAUUCUUUUGAAACUCAUUUGUUGCCAAUAGCUUUUUGGAAAUACGUGUAAUGGAAAAAAUUCCUAGGAUUCAUUUUUCUUUGUGAGAUAUUGCUCUCAUUUUUACUUUGUGGGGAAGAUUGAGGCGUUGAAAUCAUUCUUUUCAAUUUUUUUUUUUUUACAAAUAUUCAGUCUCCUAAAUGACUGUUUCAUUUUUCGUCUAUAAACCAUAGCCGUUGUCAUCCUGCUCCAGGCCUUGGAUCUCGAUGAAGAGGCACAAAAAGGCCAAUGACCAACCUUCGUGCGGUUUUUCGCUUGUUACCGAUGGAUUGUCUCGAAAAUUGUAACUGCAUGCUCCCUACCCAUCUAGAUUUGAAUUUUCAAGACCGAAUUUUUUCUAUUUUUGUAUGCUAGUGUAACUUACCAUGAGAAAAUUGUGAAAUGUAUUUUUGUCGGAUAGCAAUGAAGUGAAACCAAUUUUUUUAACCUCCAUGGGAAAGUGAUGUAUAAUCUGCUCGUUAAGAACAAGACGUCACUGCCGAUGUACAGCUUUUUUAAAGAGAAAAACAGUGCAC
Molecule: messenger RNA, 7318 nt
Organism: Pocillopora meandrina
Lineage: Eukaryota; Metazoa; Cnidaria; Anthozoa; Scleractinia; Pocilloporidae
Source: the annotation of a GenBank genome assembly